This is a messenger RNA of Aspergillus melleus, 1227 nucleotides long. RefSeq lists its product as uncharacterized. NCBI's taxonomy places the organism in Eukaryota, Fungi, Ascomycota, Eurotiomycetes, Eurotiales, Aspergillaceae. The transcript is spliced from 2 exons. The record is from RefSeq and is a predicted model, not a curated record. The coding region runs from base 1 to 1227 and encodes 408 amino acids.
AUGGACCGAUCCAAAAACCUCACUGCCUCAAACCCCGAGGAGGAACGUGCCGAACUACUUACGGCCCGUCAAAUAACGAUGGACCCUUACCCCAAGUUCGCGGAGUUGCCUCAGAAUCAUUCCUCUGGUACUGGAUUACACGAAAUAGACUUUGUGGGUGAACUUCGUUACUGGAGCGAAUUCUUACCUGAGGUUCGCAAGACCUUUCGAGAGACUAAAUGGGAUGACGACCGCAAAGUGUCAGCUCGACUAUGUCCACAAGAUUUGAACCUGGGUGAAUACUUCCGCUGUGGUGCUGAGAUUUCAACAAGUGGCAGAUAUGUCACACAUGUUUUGAAUCCGAUGAGUGGUAUUGCUAAACACCUAGGUUAUAAUAUCACCUCUGGCGAUUGGAGCGUGGCAGGUGUGAAGCUAGAAUGGCCAAGGUCUAUGCCUGCAAUACCAGCAGAGAAGGACAGGUCAUCUAUACCGGACUAUGUCUUAGUCGACACUAUGGCCAAAAAGCCUCGUGCUUUAGGAGAGGCAAAACACCCAUGGGGCAAGAACACAGACCAAAAUGUGAAAGGAGCGCGUAAGGGAGACGCAGCCCAAGAGAAGCUGUUGCGCCGGUUUUUGGGACAAGUGUCUCGUGAUAUGUGGGCGGCUAAAUUGAAGCUUGGUUUUAUGACCACCUACACAUGGACAGUGUUCAUUCGUCGAGAUAUAGUCGACAAACAAUGGGUUCUCUUCUACUCGGAUGCCAUACAUCACACGACUAAAUCCGAAAUGGGUACAUCGGAUAUAUCCGCCUCGGUUCGAGAGUGCAUGCUGUACUUCUUCACACUAGCUUCUGGGGAUCGGUCAAAUUGGUCUUUAGAAAAUGAGCAACAGGAGCCGCUAGAGCAGUGGGUGAAAAUCAUAGAAAGAAAAGCAAGCAGCCGUUCGAAAGCUACCGACGCAACCGUUUUGCCUCAACAGGUCCAUCGAAUUCCCUCUGAAGCAUCACUGAGACCACCAACUCCGACCACCAGCAAGACAACGCAGCUACCACAGCGCCCCCGAAAUCCUGGCCUAGGACAGUCAAAAUCGAACUCUACAGCUGUGGAGCGAUCUAAAUACACGGAUGUCGGUGAGAUUUCAACAUAUCAGGAAUUCUAUAAAUUUACGUUGAAUGGGCGUCUGCAAAUGAAGCACCAGGAAGAUGGACUGUGGAUCAAAAGAAUGAGAAUCUACUCUACCACGAAAUAA